This is a messenger RNA of Enterobius vermicularis (human pinworm), 1704 nucleotides long. The record is from the annotation of a GenBank genome assembly. NCBI's taxonomy places the organism in Eukaryota, Metazoa, Nematoda, Chromadorea, Rhabditida, Oxyuridae.
AAAAAGUUUACAGUAUUUAAAAAUAAGAGCGAACAAUUUGACGCUGAAUUCGGCUACGCAACCCCCCCUGACAACGAUCCACUCAAGAAAUUAGCAAAAAAAUGUUUUAUACAUUUUUGCAGUCCAUUUUCUUCCCUAAAUAGUUUUUUAAACUGUGUCGUAGGGUUUAUCCCACUCAUGAAAUGGCUACCUUCAUACUCUUUAAAAAACGAUCUCAUACCCGAUGUCGUUGGUGGAUUGACAAUUGGCAUUAUGCACGUUCCACAAGAUGUGUUUUGUAUCGCUUACGCCACUUUAGCCUCUGUACCUCCAGUUGUUGGCCUUUAUGUGUCGUUUUUUGCUCCACUAUUUUACAUGAUUUUUGGCACUUCGAGGCAUACUUCACUUGGUUCAUUCGCUGUUGUUAGUCUGAUGUCAGGGAUGGCCAUAGAGCGACUAAUUUCCAACGACGACAUUUCUUCAGAAGGUGCCCAGUUCAGCCAAGGCCGACCAACUUACACGGAAGCCGCAUCGGCGCUUACUCUAAUUGGUUUCCAGAUUCUAAUGGCAGUGUUUCGUCUUCAGUUUCUAGCCACAUACUUCUCCGAUCAAGUAGUUGCUGGCUUUUCGACUGGGGCUUCUAUCCAUGUUUUAGUUUCGCAGCUAAAAGAAGUUUUUUACGUUCGAGGGAUGCCGAAACGGAGUGGAUUUGCUCAACUCUUUUUGGUUAACAAAUUUACCGUAUCCUCUGCUUUUCUAAUUAAAAAUAAGUUAUUUCUUCUGGUUGGAAAAGAGCUGGUUAAUCCAUUUAUAAAAAAGAAACGGUGGUUCUUCAUGCCUAUACCUUUUGAAUUAAUCCUGCAUUUCCUGGUAAUUCUAAUAUUCCCCUCUCCUGACUUCCCAAAGAUGAAACUCUUCACUUCACUCUUCGUUGACGCUUUUCAGAUAGGAAUGGUUAUUGUGGCAGUACAUAUCUCAAUGGCUAAAAUGUUCGCAAAGAAAGCGGGAUAUAAAAUUGAUGCUGGCCAGGUGGUACCAUUGUCAUCAUUCCAUAGUUUAGCCAGUUUCUUCCCAGUUUAUCCUAUUGCGUGCUCUCUAGGAAGAACCGUUACUAAUGUAAAUAUUGGCACAAAAACUCAGGUUAUUGGGUUAAUAACGCUCCUGAAGUUCUUGUCAAAGAUAGAUUUUACCAUAUGGUUAAUAAGCUUCCUUGGCACAGUUGUAUAUGACGUCAAAGAGGGCUUAAUGAUCUCCAUAGUGUACGCUUUGUUAACAACCGUGUUCCGUGCACAGUGGUGGGUAUUUUUUUUGUUACCAUCUCCAUUAAGUGUACGUAAUUUGAAGGAAGCGUCGAUUAAAGUAAAAGUUGCUGAUAAAUUUAUUGGAGUUAAUAGCAAACAACGCGUAGAAAGUUCAGGUUUGGAAAACCAGCGGUCUUUGCACUUUGUUAUUGACUGUUCCGGGUUUACGUUCAUUGACUACAUGGGUGUCAGUGCUUUGAAGGAGAUCUUCGACGAAAUGCGUUCUGAGGGAGUUCUUGUCUACUUCGCUGGUGCUAAAGCCCCAGCAAGAGAGUUGUUUGCAUCGAGCGGCUUCUACAAGUUUGUACCAAAAGAAAACUUUUACCCAACUAUUCAAGACGCUGUUAGCAUUGCAAGAAGAAGGCAAGACUCCCCAGACACAGGUCAGGUUAAACAAAAACCUAGGUGGGCUUUUGUGCUGUAA